Messenger RNA from Coniosporium apollinis CBS 100218, 1407 nucleotides. RefSeq lists its product as uncharacterized. Lineage: Eukaryota; Fungi; Ascomycota; Dothideomycetes. Bases 1 to 1407 code for a protein of 468 amino acids. Gene Ontology annotation, biological process: tRNA modification; mRNA pseudouridine synthesis. The transcript is spliced from 2 exons. Gene Ontology annotation, molecular function: RNA binding; pseudouridine synthase activity. Gene Ontology annotation, cellular component: mitochondrion. The record is from RefSeq and is a predicted model, not a curated record.
AUGAGCAGCCCCAAAGUCGUCGAGGGCGUCUUCGCGAUCAACAAACCCACCGGCAUAACCUCCGCCCAAGUCCUGCGCGACCUCCAAUCGCACUUCACGCCCUCCUCCCUCUUCGCUCCCUGGCUCAGCACCGAAGCCACACGCCUCGCCGGCGAGCACGACAAAUCGAACCGGCACAAUGGGCGGCACGGCCGCAACAAGCGGCUCCAGCGCGGGCUCAAGGUCAAGAUCGGGCACGGAGGCACCCUCGACCCGCUCGCUACCGGCGUGCUGAUCUGCGGCGUGGGGCGCGGCACCAAGACUCUGGGCGGGUUCCUGGAGUGCACCAAGAGCUACGAGUGCGUGCUGCUGUUCGGCGCGGCGACGGAUAGCUAUGAUUCCGAGGGGAAGGUUGUUGCGCGGGCGCCGUGGGGGCAUGUCACUAGGCAAGCAGUAGAAGAGAGGUUGGGGACGUUCAGGGGACGGAUCAUGCAGAGGCCGCCGGUGUUCUCGGCGCUGAGGGUGCAGGGAAAGAGACUGUACGAGUAUGCGAGGGAGGGCAAGGAGAUUCCGGUGGAGGUGCAGGCGCGGCCGGUUGAGGUGAAGGAGCUGGAGCUGAUGGAGUGGAUGGAGGGGGGGAGCCAUGGGUAUAGGACUCCGGAGAGGGAGGUGGAGGGCGAGGAGAAGGCGAUUGCGGAGAAGCUGCUUAAGCAGGCGGGUGGGCUUCCAGACGGCGGCGCCAUGCGCGAGCAAGCAGAAACUAAGGAGGAGGAGAAAGACGGCGAAGCAGCCAGCGCACCAGAACCACAGAGCCUAAAACGGAAAGCCGACCCCCUAGACGACCUCAUCGCCUCCCCACCACCCUCAUCCAAAAAGUCGAAAACCUCGUCAGAGCCGGAACCGGUCAUGUCCGGCGCUCUCCCCACCUCCCCAGACCCGGUUCCCACCUCAGAACCAGCAGCCUCAGAAUCCCAGCCUCCCUCAGAGCCGCCACAGAGCUCCCAACCGCCCGCCAUCCGCCUCCGCAUGACCGUCUCCUCGGGCUUCUACGUCCGCUCCCUCUGCCACGACCUAGCCAUCUCGCUCGGUUCUCUCGCGCAAAUGGUGGCAUUAGUCCGAACGCGACAGGGCGGCUUCGAGCUCGGGAAGAACGUGCUUGAGUAUGGCGAUUUGGCGAAGGGGGAGGAUGUUUGGGGGCCGAAGGUGGAAGGGAUGCUUGAGACGUGGAUGGAGAAGGAGGCGGGAAGGAGUGAGGACGGCUCGAGGAAUGAGCCUGAGCAGGUACGGCCAGCUGAGGAGGAGGCUGAGAAAAAGAAGCCGCCGAGAGCGAGGUGGAAUGGACAUGCUAGGAGGGGGAACUCGAGUAGCGUGGAGCCGGAGCCUGCGGUGGAGAGGAGGAGGAGAAAUUCGAGUAGUCCCGAGACAUAA